AUUUUACCAGUUUCAAAGACUUGAGAUCACUUUUAUACACAUCUCCAUCACUCACUCUCCAUAACAAGAAACAGGGCCCUCCUCAAUAUCAAAGUUCCCACUUAAAAAUCAACUCUUUACUUUCUUCAUUCUCCUCCACCAUUAUUAUCAGCUUGAUAUAUCACCCAAUUCUACAGGCCACCCUUUUGAUGCCAAAAAAGUACCAAAAAAGUGGUUAAAGAUCUGGAUUCUAAUUGAACUUUUUCUUCCUGCACAGGUAUUGAUAAGGAAGAAAGAGCCAGCCACACUUAUAAGUUUGCUUCUGCUACAAGCCUAAAAAACUCUCUCCCAAUAAAAAGCUGCUUAACAAACAAGCAGAUUUUGAGAAAAAGACCCCAGAAUUUUAUUUUAUUUUUAUUUUGGUGGAAGGAAUGUAUGGUGAUUCUCAAGCAUUAUAUUCUGAUGAUACUAUAUUUCCCCUGACUCCUAAUGCUAAAGAAGCUUCAUUUGCCAAGAGCAGGGAGGAGUUAGUCAUGGACUCUGCUGAUUACAAUAAACAUUAUGGUGGUGGAGCUAAUGGUAACCAAAAUGGUUCUGGCCUGUUGAGGUUUCGCUCUGCUCCAAGUUCUUUCUUGGAGAAUUUCACUGAUGGGAUUGGAGAAAGUGCGAAAACAAGUGAUGAAAAUUCAGGGUUGACCUCAGGACUCUGUUCUGCUAACAAUGGUAAUGGUUAUUCUGUGAACUCACAGUUACCACCUCAGUAUCCUACUUCUACUCCAGUUGGGUCUGUCAAUGGUGGAUAUAGGAUGGUGAAUUCAUUAGGGAUGGAACAUCAUCAUAAUCAAGGACAGUAUAAGAUUGGUUCAAGCCUUAUGAGGCAAAAUACCUCCCCUGCUGAAUUGUUCUCGCACCUCUCUGCUCAAACUGGCUAUGCCAAAAUUAGAGGUGCAAGACGUCAUAGAGCAGCAAAUGGAACUUCAAGUCAUGGGUUCACCUCAAACAUGUUGAGUGAGCCUAUGAACUUCCCAUCGGGACUCCAUUCUACCUUAGGGAUGUUGUCUAGAAUAUCAGAAGUUGAGAAUGAGACUGGUGGGAUUGGCGAGGACGAAAAAAUUGGAAUUACCAACGGAAAUAAUAGUCAAUUUGAUCACGGCUCUGGUGGGUUACCCUUUGGAUCAUGGAACAACCCGUCCAAAUUCGCUGAAAAUUUCACCGGCCUGAAGAGGGAAUUAGAUCUAGAUGCUGAUGACAACAUGUUUUCUGAUACUCAGGGUGGAGAGCCUCGACAUCAGCCUCAAAUUUUGUCACACCAUUUAAGUUUACCCAAAACUUCAGCAGAACUUGCUGCUAUGGAGAAGUUAUUCCAGUUUUCCGAUACAGUUCCUUGUAAGAUUCGAGCUAAGCGUGGCUGCGCUACCCACCCGCGAAGUAUAGCAGAGAGGGUACGGAGAACACGAAUCAGUGAAAGGAUGAGAAAGUUGCAGGAGCUUGUUCCAAACAUGGACAAGGUACAUUUUGUAUUCACCUGAAAUGAUGAUGAAUUUGCAUUUUCUUAAAAUAGUAUAUCCGGGAUUUUCCUUGGAUGUGGAGAAGUUGAAAGUUGUGAAUUUCUUGGUGUCAGCAAACCAACACAGCAGGCAUGUUAGAUUUGGCUGUCGACUACAUUAAAGACCUUCAAAAACAGUACAAGGUAGACCAACUGAAAAUAUCAGUCAUCCCUUCAUUUUUUGGGCUAAAAAGAACAUUUUCUUAUCCAUCCAUUUUUUAUUUUAUUAUUUUUCACCUUUUUACCUGCAGAAGCUGAGUGAGAUUCGUGCAAAGUGCAAAUGCUCAGCUCUGAGGCAGCAUGGUCCAGAUCACAUGAUUUGACUUGCUUAAUCUGUACAGUAAUAAAAAGACACUAGUUUGAGAAGCUCUCUAAUUAAUACUUCAUCCGUCCCGGAAAAAAAAAAUCAUGUUUGGGACGGGAUUUGGGUUUUUUAGCCUUCUUUGAUCAUGGCAAUGAUGAUGAUUUCUAGAAGUUUUACUACUUCAAAAGAUAGUUUAAAUUGACAAACUUUCCCUGCUGGAAAAGGAAGAGAUAUCAGCAAUUUGUACAGUGCAUUGCUUCCUUAAAUAUGUUCAUAAAUUUUCCAAUUUUAGAUGCUUUAAGGUUGGUUAUUAUUAGAUGGCUAGAUUUGUUUCAUGAAAUUCAGGUUCAGAUUUCUUUCUAUAUUUAGGCCAACAAGGUCUUAAAGGUGGUUGGAGUUUGUUCACUUUGUUGUUGGUGCCAAAGUUUUAAACAAAUAUAUCUAUGGAAUCC
Messenger RNA from Oldenlandia corymbosa var. corymbosa, 2281 nucleotides. Lineage: Eukaryota; Viridiplantae; Streptophyta; Magnoliopsida; Gentianales; Rubiaceae. The record is from the annotation of a GenBank genome assembly.